CUGAUACAAUCAAGCUAACCGAGUUAACGUAUUCAACCGGCUGGAUUAUCAAUAUUUUACAAAAUGGGAAUCGCCGAUGAGGCUGACCGGACUCUGUUUGUCGGGAACUUGGACCCUCAAGUAACAGAAGAAGUUAUAUUCGAGCUGUUUUUACAGGCUGGGCCAUUAAUCAAAGUCAAAAUCCCCAAAGACAAUGAUGGAAAAUCAAAACAGUUUGCAUUUGUGAACUUCAAACAUGAAGUGUCUGUGCCCUACGCCUUGAACUUGCUCAAUGGAAUCCGUCUGCAUGGACGGCAGCUCAACAUACAGUUCAGAUCCGGAAGCAGUCAUAUUAAUCAGGAAGGCAAAAGUCCGGCAAACUCUCAAAACCCCAGUCCAGCGAAUACACCAGGUCACCGCGGUGGAAGAACCCCAGAGCAGAUGAGCUCUCCGUCCUACUCUCCUCCACAGAACAUCCAGAGGUCUUUCAGUUCUCCGGACAGUCUGCAGAGACAGGCGAUGAUGAACAACAUGUGGCAGGUCCAGAUGCAGCAACAGUUGCAGCAGUUUAACGGGGCCUUCCAGCAGAGCAUGCAGCAGAUCCGGGGCACUGGAGACGGUAACCCAUGGCAACCGGACUGGUCUGGCCAGCGAGGUCAUCGCCACUCUCCCCAGGACAAUAACAACCAUCACGGCAGAGACCAACGGCACGCAAACAGCGGGAACAACUACGACCGCCAUCGGCGCGACAGCCAGCGGGGAGACCUGCAUCCCCAGGACGACCGCACUGGAGGAAACCGAAAUCACACCCCUGAGAGGCGCCGAGACUCACGGGACGGCCGGUGGAAGCGCUUUUAAAAAAUCUACUUGGUAGUUGCAUUUUUAGUUCUCCUGAAAACCUUUUUUUUUUUAUCAACUGUUUUUAUUAUCUUUUGUUAUCCUCAUAGAUUUUUAAAUCUAUUUAGGUGGAUUACAUAUUAACUGUUUAAAAAAAAAAAAAAAAUUGCAGUACAACUGUAGGGGGGGAACAAAUCUGACACAAGGUUUAGGCAUGUUGACCAGAAUCUCUUUGUUGAGAUGCAAG
Rhinichthys klamathensis goyatoka is the source of this 1063-nucleotide messenger RNA. It is a transcript of the gene rbm7, whose product is annotated as RNA binding motif protein 7. Gene Ontology annotation, cellular component: nucleus. Lineage: Eukaryota; Metazoa; Chordata; Actinopteri; Cypriniformes; Leuciscidae. The coding region runs from base 64 to 837 and encodes 257 amino acids. The transcript has 5 exons. Gene Ontology annotation, molecular function: single-stranded RNA binding. Gene Ontology annotation, biological process: regulation of alternative mRNA splicing, via spliceosome. The record is from RefSeq and is a predicted model, not a curated record.